Molecule: messenger RNA, 7287 nt
Organism: Artibeus jamaicensis (Jamaican fruit-eating bat)
Lineage: Eukaryota; Metazoa; Chordata; Mammalia; Chiroptera; Phyllostomidae
Gene: ZAN
Product: zonadhesin
Exons: 47
Coding region: 1-7227 (2408 amino acids)
Cellular component (GO): membrane; extracellular matrix
Molecular function (GO): protein binding
Source: RefSeq, a predicted model, not a curated record
AUGGCUGCGCCAGUCUGGGCUCUGGUGCUGAUCCUAGGAGCUGCCUGCAGCCAGAAAGAGAAGUCUCUGGACCAGGAGCCAGUUGCCCCCGGCUCUAAGGACAACUCCAUUAUAACCCAGUGUGACUUUGAGGACAACUCCAAACCCUUCUGUGACUGGACUCAAGUAUCCACAGAUGAUGGGGACUGGAUUCGAGCCAGUGGACCCUCCCCCAUUGGCAACAUUGGGCCCCCUGGGGGGUACCCCAAUGGAGAGGGCUACUACCUGCACCUGGACUUGAGCUCCUUCCGGCCAAGUGGGGUGGUCCGCCUGCGCAGCUCCCCCAUAUGGGAGCAAGGCCCUCUGUGCGUGCACUUUGCCUACCAUAUGUUCGGCCUGUCAUGGGGUGCCCAGCUCAAACUGCUGCUGCUCAUGGGCACCAAGAACAAGCACCCCAACCUGCUUUGGAAACACCUUAAUACCCAGAGCCCUUCCUGGAUGCCCGCCGCUGUCACUGUGCCCACGGGCCGGGCCCUGCCCAGCCAGCUGAUAUUUGAAGGAGUGACAGGCAGCACAGCUUACCUGGACAUCUCUCUGGAUGCUAUCUAUAUCCGUCGUGGCUCCUGCAGUAGGGUCUGCAUGAUGCAAAUGUGCAGCUUUGACACUCAAAAUAAUCUCUGUGGCUGGAGCUGGAUCCCCACAGCCUCUGGAGCCAAGUGGGUCCAGAAGAAGGGGUCGUCGGGGGUGCCAGACGUGGGCCCCGAGGAUGACUUCUCCCGCUCUGGUAGUGGCUUCUACAUGCUCCUGGACCCCAAGAAUGCAAAGCCAAAGCAGAAAUCUGUUCUCCUGAGCCCUCUGAGCCAGUCAUCAGGCUGUCUGAGCCUGUCUUUCCACUACAUCCUCAAAGGCCGGUCUCCUGGGGCAGCCCUCACCAUCUACGCUUCUGUCUUGGGCAGCAUCCGGAAACACACUCUUUUCUCAGGACAAUCCGGACCCAACUGGCAGACUGUUUCUGUCAAUUAUACAGGCCAGGGGCAGAUUCAGUUCAUUGUGGUGGGCAUGUUUGGAAAUAUCCCAGAACCAGCCGUGGCAGUGGAUGCAAUCAGCAUUGCUCCCUGUGGGGAGCGCUUUCCUCAGUGUAACUUUGAAGAUGAUGCCCAUCCCUUCUGUGACUGGGUCCAGAUAUCAGGGAUUGGUGGACACUGGACCUGGAGUGGUAAAAAUAUGCCCACCCAAGGCGCACACCCCUUUGGAGUGCCUCUUAAUAGAGGUUACUAUAUCUACCUUGAGGCUGACAAAUUCUCCCAGGCAGGCCAGUCUUUCAGACUGGUAAGCCCAUCCUUCUGCACCCCGGGUACAAUCUGUGUGCAAUUUACUUACUACAUGUAUGGCCUGGGAGAGGACACUAAGCUGAAACUCCUUCUGGGGAGUCCUGCGGGCAGUUUCCUAAUUUCUCUCUGGCAACGUGUUGGGUCUCAGAGCCCUGGCUGGCUGAACGCCUCCAUCACCAUUCCUUCAGUCUAUCAACAGCCUAUGCAGCUGAUACUGGAGGCCAUCAGGGGCACCAACACUGCCUUCAUUGUCGCUGUAGGUUUCAUCUUGAUCAAUCACGGGACCUGUCAAGGACCUGUGCCAACAAUGCCUCCUUCCAAGUCUCCAGUUCCCCCUAUUGGUCCUUCUGAGAUCCCUCUCUCCACAGAAAAAACCACUGUCCUCGCUGGAAAACCCACAGUCCCCACUGAAAAACUCCCUGUCCCCACGGAAAAGCCCACAGCUCCUCCCACACUUGUACCCACUGGGCCUGCAGCCCUGGUGAAGCCUGCUAGUACUCCAAGUACCUCCACGACCACUGUGCCCCAGGCCACCACUACAACCCCUACUCCUACUCCAGCAAGCUGCCCUCCAAAUGCCCACUACAAACACUGUGCCUGCCCGGCAUCCUGCAAGAACCCCAAGCCCAAAUGCGAGCUCCUCUGCAAGCCUGGCUGUGUCUGCGACCCUGGCUUUUUGUUUAGUGGCUCCCACUGCAUCAAUGCCUCUUCUUGCAACUGCUUCUACGACAAUAAUUACUACACGCCCGGGGCAGAGUGGUUCGGCGCCAACUGCACAGAACGUUGUCGCUGCCAGCCUGGCAGUCGGGUGGAGUGCCUGAGCUCUCAGUGUGGAACACACACGAUAUGCCAGUUGGAGGACAACCACUACAGAUGUCACCCCCAUGGCACUGCCACCUGCUCUGUCUAUGGAGAUCCUCAUUAUUUCACCUUUGAUGGGAGGCACUUUAGCUUCAUGGGCAAAUGCACCUACAUCUUGGCCCAAUCCUGUGGCAACUUGACAGAGCCCUUCUUCAGGGUGGUGGUGAAGCAUAAGGAACGAAUACAGGAAGGUGCGUCUUGCCUGAGCGAAGUCUACGUGACGCUGCCUCAGACCACCAUUACCCUGCUCAGGGACAGGCGCACUCUGGUUGGGGGUCAAGAAGUCACCCUCCCAGCCGUACCUUUUAAAGGCAUCUUCCUGGCUCCAAGUGGGCGAUUUGUGGAGCUGCAGACUGCGUUUGGUUUGCGGGUGAGAUGGGAUGGUGACCAGCAGCUAUUUAUGAGAGUGCCCAGCACCUACUACAGCAAAGUCUGUGGUCUCUGUGGCAACUACGACGGUGACAAUAGCAACGACAACCAGAUGCCUGAUGGUAGGCCAGCACGGGAUGAGGACGAGCUAGCCACCAGCUGGCAGGCCGCAGAGGAUAUGAACAAGGAGUGCCAGAAGAACAAGGCAAAUCCCCCAUCCUGUAACUCAACCUUGCAGAACACUCUAUCGGGGCCAGAGUUCUGUGGACGGCUCGUGGUCUUCCAUGGAGCUUUUGAGUCAUGCCUGCCUCACCUCAUGGCUUCUGUCUUCCUCAACAACUGUGUGCUUGACAUGUGUAACUUCCAGGGGCUACAGCAGAUGCUGUGUGUUCACAUGGCAACCUUGACUGAGACCUGCCAGGAUGCUGGCUACAGGGUGAAGCCCUGGAGAGAACCCCAGUUCUGCCCUCUGGACUGCCCACCCAACAGCAAGUACACCAUGUGUGCCAACAUGUGCCCCGACACCUGCCAUUCAAGUUUCUCUGGCAUGUCCUGCCUGGACCGAUGUGUGGAGGGCUGUGAGUGCAACCCUGGCUUCGUCCUCAGCGGUCUCCAGUGCGUCCCCCGAUCCCAGUGUGGGUGCAUGGACUCCACCGGCCACUACCUCAUGGUACGGCAGAAGUGGUUCAAAGCAGGCUGCAAAGAGCUCUGUAUCUGUGAGGGCAACAACAAAAUUCGUUGUGUGCUCUGGAGGUGCCAGGCCCAGGAAGUCUGUGGUCAGCAGGAUGGCAUCUAUGGCUGCCAUGCUCAGGGGUCUGCCACCUGCACUGUCUCGGGGGAUCCCCACUACCAGACCUUCGAUGGAGCUCUGCACCACUUCAUGGGCACCUGCAGCUACACCCUGACCCAGCCUUGCUGGUCAUGGUCCCUGGACAACCACUUUCUCGUGAGCACCACCAACGAGUUCCAAGGUGGGAACUUGGAGGUCUCCUAUGUGAAAGCCGUCCACGUGAAGGUCUUCAACCUCAGAAUCUCAUUGAUCAAAGGCCACAAGGUUGUGCUGAAUGGUCACCGGGUGGCCCUCCCUGUAUGGCCUGCACGAGGUCGGUUAAGCAUUAGGCUCAGCGGCUCCUUUAUUCUCCUCUACACUGACUUUGGGCUUCAAGUUCGCUAUGAUGGGAACCAUCUGGUCAAAGUGACAGUACCCUCCACCUAUGCUGGCCGGCUCUGUGGGCUGUGUGGAAACUACAACAACAACAGCUUAGAUGACAAUCUGAAACCAGAUGAAAGGCCUGCAAGCAACUCCAUCCAACUGGGAGUUUCCUGGAAGUCAAAAGAAUACUCUGAACCCGGCUGCUUCUUCGAGGGUGCCAAGUCUUCUAGAUGCCAGGGGAAUGAAGUGGAACACACCUGGAAUAAAAACUGUAAUAUCUUAAUCAACCCUCUGGGACCUUUCUCCCAGUGCCAUGAGGUGGUUCCCCCACACUCCAGCUUCACCAGUUGUGUGCAUGGCCAGUGUGGGACCAAGGGUGACGCCCUGACCCUGUGCCGCUCCCUGCAGACCUACGCAUCCCUGUGUGCCCAGGCCGGGCGGGCCCCUGCCUGGAGGAACAGCACCUUCUGCCCUCUGAAGUGCCCAUCUGGCAGCAGCUACAGCCCCUGUGCCAACCCUUGCCCAGCCACCUGCCUCAGCCUGAGCCCCCCACUGGACUGCCCUGCAGCACUGCCCUGUGUGGAGGGCUGUGAGUGCCAAAAAGGCUACGUCCUGAGUGGAACCUCCUGUGUGCCCCUCAGCCAGUGUGGCUGCACUGACCCAGGGGGCUCCUACUACCCGGUAGGGGAGAGCUGGUACACGGACAACACCUGCUCCAGGCUCUGCUCCUGUUCCACCUAUAACAACAUCUCCUGCCUCCAAACCUCCUGCAAGCCUAGCCAAAAGUGCUGGCCCGUGGAUGGACUCAUACGCUGCCGGGCUGCAGGAAUGGGAGUGUGCCGGAUCUCAGACACCUCCCAUUAUGUGAGCUUCGACGGCAGUUACCACGCCAUCAGGAGCACCUGCACCUACGUCCUGGUGAAAACAUGCCACUUCACCAUGGACCUGCCUUUCUUCAAGAUCAGUGGCGAGAAUGGGAAGAGGGAGAACCAGUCCCCUGACUUGUACCUCCGCCAGGUCAACAUUAACAUCUUCGAUUCCCUGAUCAUCCUGCAAAAGGGCCACCGAGUGCUGAUCAAUGGCAAGCAGUUCACCCUUCCCUCCACCAACAAGGUCCGAGGUGUCAGCAUCUCUGCAAGUGGCAUCUACACUGUGCUCAGUGUUUACAUUGGGCUGCAAGUCAAGUUUGAUGGCAGUGGGUUCUUAGAGAUCGAACUCCCUAGAGCCUAUUAUGGGAAGGUCUGUGGCAUGUGCGGGAACUUCAAUGGUGAGGAAGAGGACGACCUCAUGAUGCCCAAUGACGAACUAGCUCGGGACGAUAUUGAAUUUGUGGAUAGUUGGCAAGAUAAGGAGGCCAACCCAAUUUGCCAACAAGAUGAGCAGAUGAAGAUCAAGAGAGAAGAUCAGGAGGAGCUAACUGCGAACUGCAGGCCUGAUCGCCUAGCAAGAGCUCAGGAGCAAUGCCAAGUGGCCUUCCAGGCUCCGGCCUGGACUGAGUGUGCCACCCACGUGGCCCUUAAGCCCUUUCUGCUCCGCUGUGUACUCAACCUCUGUGAGUUUAGAGGUCUAAACAAUGCUCUCUGCGUGUCUCUGCAGGCCUUUGGGGCCGCCUGCCAGGCCCAGGGGCUCAAGCCCCCAAUCUGGAGAAACAGCAGUUUCUGCCCUCUGGAAUGCCCGCCCUACAGCACCUACACGACCUGCAUUCCUCCCUGCUCACCUUCCUGCUGGGACCCUGAAGGCCAGUGCAAGGACGCCGCAGUGCCCUCUGCCUGCGAGGAGGGCUGCGUUUGUCAGCCUGGCUACGUGCUCAGGGAUCAGCAGUGUGUGCCCAGGGCUCAGUGCGGCUGCCGGGAUGCCCAGGGCCGCUUCCUCCCUGCAGGGAAAGCCUGGCUGUCCAGUGACUGCACCGGGAACUGCACCUGCAGAGCAGGAGCCAUUCAAUGCCGGCCCUUCAUCUGCCCCCCUGGUUCCCACUGCCAGCCCAAUUCCAAUGGCAGGAGCAGGUGCAUCCCCAACAAGUUGAAACAAUGCUCAAUUCUCGGAGAUCCCCAUUACCGCACAUUUGAUGGCCUCAGAUACCGCUUCCAGGGCCGCAGGACCUACACUCUGAUCCAGACCGUGGAUGUGCUCCCCAGUGGUGCGGCACGCCUGGUUGUGGAGGGACACAACAAAAUGUCCAUGCCCCUCGGCCUGAUCUUCCUGCAUGAAGUCAUUGUGAUGGUCUAUGGCUACACAGUCCAGCUCCAGGCUGAACUGCAGCUUGUGGUCAAUGGCCAGAAGACAGCCACCCCCUACAACCCCGAUGAGCAUCUGCUGAUUACCACUCGGGGCCAUCGACUGUAUCUGACCACUGACUUUGGGCUGGUUGUCAGCUUUGAUGGGAGGAACAAUGCAGCGAUCUCCCUGCCCAGCACAUACCAGGGGCUUGUGCGUGGCCUGUGUGGGAACUUUGACAAGAACCAGAAGAAUGAGUUUAUGCUGCCCAAUGGCUCCCUCACUCAGAACCUCAGCGACUUCGGCAACAGUUGGGAGGUGGAGAUCAAGGGAGGCCUUCCCCACUUCUCCAGGGCCGUUCAAGAGGAGGAGGAAGAGGGAGAAGAGAAGCGGGGCUCUGAUGUGUCAGAGUGCAGCCCGGAGCACCGGGAGCUCAUCAACAGCACCCAGGCGUGUAGGGUGCUGGUGGACCCCCGGGGCCCUUUUGCUGCCUGUCACCAGACUGUGGCCCCAGAACCCUUCCAGGAGAACUGUACAUUUGAUCUGUGUGUCACCGGGGACCCCGAAGACCAGGAGGAGCUGCGCUGCCAGGUCCUCAGCGGGUACCCCAUCACCUGCCAGGAGGCAGGCACUGCCCUGGCCAGCUGGCGGGACCACACCCACUGCGCCUUGACGUGCCAAUACAGUACCAUCUACCAGAGCUGUGUGACACCCUGCUGCAACUCCUGUUCCAACCUGGCGGCCCCCAGGGACUGCGAGGGCCCCUGGGUGGAAGGCUGUGCCAGCCUCCCGGGCCACAUCUGCAGUGCUGUCCAGAGCCUCCCCCUGGCCCUCUGUGGUGGCACCAACAAUGGCAUCUACUUCCAGAGGGGUGACAGCUUUGUGACUGAGAAUUGCUCUCAGCGCCACACCCGUGCCAGCCCAGAGGUCCUGCUGAGUGAUCCCCUCAGCUGCAGCACUGGGGGAAUCUGCAUCCUGGGGACCCUCACUCGUGGCUGCUUCCAAGAAAGCCCAGGCCUGCAGAAUCCCUACCAGAACGACGGGCACUGUCAGGAGCAGGGCGCCCACUUCCCCUGUGAGUGUGACCUUGAUUAUGGAGGAGACCUCUGCAUGGAACUUUGGGACAUGCAAUCCCCGGAAAAUCCGGAGGUGGUGUGCCACUUUGUGGUCCCCCUGUUGGGGAUGCUGGUGGCCAUGGCAGUCCUAGUGCUGGCGGUGAUCAGAAAUUGUGUUUUCAAGAGGAGGAGGAGGAGAGAGAACAUUUGGAGCCAGCACUCGCAGGCUGGCGGACACAGAUUUUGUUCCCGAGCCUGCCUUUAAAGUCACUCCAUUUUGAGUUGUUCUUAAAAAAGGAGAUAAAAUAAAGUUAUUUAUUUGGGG